GUUUGGUACUUUGCCUGAAUUUAUUUUAUCCCUAUUUCCCAGUGCAUCCUCCUGAUACUUGUUCCCAGGACAUCAGAGAAGAGCGUACUCCUGGAGUACCUACCAGUGAUACCUAUGAUCAUGGUCAAGAUGCUGCAGAGAGAGAGGAAUAUGAGAAGGCGGUUAAUAACACAACAGUUGUCAUCAACCAAAAUGAAGAAACUGAAAAUAAUAACUUAGUCAGUGUUCUAGAAAGGUCUAGAGAAUCGGGGGUAUCAUCUGACCUCUAUGUAGAGAAUCAAGAAGUUUGUAAUGAGGAAAGGCAUGACUUGAGUUAUCGUCUUCAAGGUGCUCAUGCAGACAGACCAAAAGAGGGGAAGACAGUGAUGGAUGAUGAGGACAUUAAAGGAAAUGCAGAAGCUAAAGUCAACGCAGUAAAGAGUAAAAGUCAACUUGAAGAGAGGGUUGCUGGUCAGGAUUAUAACCUCAAACCUGUUAGUUUGGUCAAACAGGGAGAUAAUGACAAGAUGGAAAUAAAUGUAAUGGUCGACAGGGAAAGACAAACUGGAGCUGAUGAAACCGGGAUGGUAUCAGGAAGCGCAAGGCUCAUGACAAAAUAUGACCUCUGCUAUGGUGAUAGUAAAGAGAACAUGGCUCACAAUGAUCACAUGCUUAUUGAUCAUAAAGAUGCAGAAAGGAAAGGAACAUCAGAGAGAAUACAACACUUUUGUCAGGAUGUAGUGGAUCAAAACAAUGAUGGUAGACGGAACAGAUCAGAGUGUGUUAAACAUACAACACCAAAUGAUGUUGGUGCAGCGGAACAGCAGGAAAAGAAAAGAGAUAAUGGAGAGGACUCUUCUCUUAGAAAACCAGAACUGGUAGCAAGCAGCAGACAGGGGGAUGCUCAACCAAAAGCUAGAACUGGUUAUAAUGAAGGAGCAAUUCAAGCUAGAUGUGGUUCAAAGAAAUCAAAAACAUAUGAGUUGAAGAUAAUUGAGGAAGAAGUUAAGGAUGGUGUACAAAGCGUUACGAUUAAGAACAGGAGAAUAAAAACUUUAGCUGGGACUUCACAAGAUGGCAUGAAGAGUUGUGCAGAAUAUAAUGACGGAAAUGCCAGAAGCAAAUCUGAUACAAAAACAGAUGCAAAUGUCACGUUGUCAGAAGGUGUUCACAUUUUAGAACUAAAUGACUCACCUGCACUAAAGCCACUGACACGCAGAAAAAAAGGACUGUCUGAUGCAGAAGUUCAAGCUGGAAUAAAACAUGCAACAAAAAAAAGAGGUGAGAAGAAAAGACAAUCUCGUCUUCGCAGUUCUCUUUUCAAGCUAAUCAGAAAGGAAAAAAAGAAACGCCCCAAAACUACUGGAUGUUUUUGUAUUUUUGGUAAAAAACAGAAAAAUGGAGACCAGAGUUCAGAGUCAGAUUAAGACAAAAUACAAACUUUGUCCAGGAUAACACAAAGUGUUAUUUUAGAAGACUGCCUGUUUGAUUGUUUGAUGAUUGUGGUGAUCAACAAGUAACAAGUUGGUUAUUGAAGUCAAUGAAAAAUAGGAUCAUAUUUAUGUUGCGUUAAUUUGAAAUCACUUCACAGACUGAAUGAUCAGACAUUUCUUUGUCUAUUGUUGCUCUUUUCACGUUGUAUAAAUUUACAAUUUAUAUAGUUGAAGAAAUGUAUUGACCUAUUGCAUUUACCCUUAUUUAUUUUUGUUAAAUUGUUCAGAAAUAUGUAAAUAGAUUGCACUGAAUGUAUAAUAUCUAAAUGAUUUUAGACAAGAUACUAUGGGAGGAAAUAAAAUUCAAAUGUAAAUCUUUGUUUGACUUUAUGUCUUGUUGUGUUCUACUAUUAAGUAGCUUAUAUUAUUUUAGUAAUUAGGCCUAUUGUACAUUACACUAACAAACUGUUGCUGCAGUGCCCGCGUACUACUGUCAUGGAUGCUUUAAAGUUUAUGUGUUUUACUUUGAAUCAAACAAUUGUGGUCAUUUGUUUCAGUCCUAUGACA
This is a messenger RNA of Etheostoma spectabile (orangethroat darter), 1979 nucleotides long. RefSeq lists its product as uncharacterized. The coding region runs from base 366 to 1406 and encodes 346 amino acids. The transcript has 2 exons. Lineage: Eukaryota; Metazoa; Chordata; Actinopteri; Perciformes; Percidae. The record is from RefSeq and is a predicted model, not a curated record.